Messenger RNA from Polychytrium aggregatum, 2022 nucleotides. RefSeq lists its product as uncharacterized. Lineage: Eukaryota; Fungi; Chytridiomycota; Chytridiomycetes; Polychytriales. The transcript has a single exon. The record is from RefSeq and is a predicted model, not a curated record. Bases 40 to 1932 code for a protein of 630 amino acids.
GCCGAUCGCAAUCGCAAGCCCAUCUGCCCAGACCGAGCGAUGGGUCAAGGUUGGAGCAAGCAGCCGGGGCCGUCCAGGAGGGCACAGCCUUCUCGCUGCAUCAGAACCCCAAGGCCCGCCCCCAUCAGAGCACCGGGCUCGUGCAGAACGCUGUUGAUCCGGCACCUCGCUGCCCCUCCUCCACCGCUUUCCGCAUCGGCGCCCUUCUUCCUGGUCGCUCGUCGUCUCGCUCCUCCAUCUCACUUGCUUCUGCAUUCAGGCUCCGGUGGUCUUACACUUGCAUUGUUUCUUUGUCUCGUCAAGCCGCUGGUCUGCCUCGUAAGCCAUCCGGUCUCGGCCAUUGCACCUCGUCCUCCAAGCAGUCCCAGAGCCCGACAACCAACCAGCCAACCACUUGGCAACUGGAACCCAGCCACCCAAGUACCCAACCUCCCAACCACCCAAGUACCCAACCUCCCAACCACCCACCACUCCGUCCCAAUGAGCUCGCCUGGUCGUCCAAAGUCCAUGUGGUCUGGGCCGGCCUACAAGCCCAUCAAUCAAGUCGAUGUUGCCCCGGUCCAGCCCAGUCUCCGCAAGUCCAAGAGCCAGGCCGAUCUGCAGUCCAGGACCACCGCCACCGAGCCCAUUCACAUCAUUGGCUUCCCGACCAAUGUCGGCAAUCCCGCUCGGCGACACCACCAGCACCACCAGCACCACCAGCACCACCAGCACCACCAGAUAUCGCCCACUCGGUCAGACCACGAGCAGCCGCGAAGCUCGUUUGCCAGUGCCUACUCCAAGACCGCGACCGACUCGGCCCGACCCGAGCAUCAGGACUUCAGCCCAGAUGGCUUCCGCAGAGUCCAGGUCUCGGCUCGGCCCGGUAGUUCGCCAUCGUCGCCCAGCUCCAUUCGCCGCAAGUUCAGUCUGGAUCCGAAUACAGCGGCCUUGGGUCCCGGCACCGCGCUCUCCAACGGGCUCUCCCACAGCAUCCAGCUCAACAAGACCCAGCCCACAGAGGAGACCCUGCGGGUUAUCCAAUCGCUCCAGGUCAAGCGCAAGGAUAGUCUACCGAACUUUGGGCCCACCAGCCCGCAGAGCCACUACGGCAGUCCGCUUCCGUCUCCCGAGCGGACCAAGGCCGAGGUUCUGCCGGCGCCAGAAGCCAAAAGCACUCCUCCGUCCUCGCCGGCUCUGCGUCCGAUGGGGCGAAGUACCUCGCAGCCUUCGCUCACCAACCGGCUCAGGGAAAACUCGGUAACUGGGAUUCAUGAGCUCGUCAGUGCCCAAAUCCCCCGCUCGGUCCUGAACCCAAUGCCCCAGCCCCUCGUGGUGAGCAAUCGACUGGUGCACACCAAAACCUCGACCAGCCUGGUGGCCCAUGCCAGCAGCAGCUGGGAGUCUCGCAUCGGCACCAUCAACUGGCAUCGGCUCGUCAUCCAGAUCGCCUCGGAGUGGCUGACCAAGGUCGAGUCGGAUCUGUACUGGAAGUUGGCUUUCCGGCGGCUGCCUGUCAACAAGUACCUGCCAAGCGAGACCGAGCGGCUCUGUCCGGCCUGCGGCGAAGAAAACGAAACGAUCGAGCACUUUUUGAUCGGAUGUCGCCGAAGCCGGACCUUUUGGAGUCUGUUCGAGAGCUUCCUCUUUGCAGCCCUGAACAUGGAUGAGCAGCCCAUCGGACUCCGCGAGCUGGUCUUUGCAUUCCCAGAGCUCUACCCCACGCUUACGCUGCCGCAGCAGUAUCUUCUCACAGUCCUGCACGCCGCGGGUUUGUCGGCGUUGUGGACCAGCCGGACCUUGGCCUCAAAGGAGCACCAGGCCCGAUGGGAUACUUUUGUACGCCACGUUCAUGAGCGCAUAGCCUACGAUCGCUCGACCCUGAGUCCGAAUGAGUUUGCGAUCCUGUGGAACGACACCAUCAAAAUCCUGGAGAAGCUGGACCGUCGCUGAGCCCUGCCGCUUUGGUCGUCGAAAGCAUCCAUCCGUCUCUUUCCUCCAUUUCGAUCUCUCUCUCUCUCUCUCUCUCCCAGACACAACCAA